CGCGCGCAGCCGUCAUGGCAGCCGAGGAGAAGGACCCUCUAAGCUAUUUCGCGGCUUACGGGAGCAGCAGCUCAGGCUCCUCGGGUGAGGAGGAUAACAUCGAGCCCGAAGAGACAAGUCGCAGAACCCCAGAUCCGGCGAAGUCGGCGGGCAGCUGUGGGAACAAGGCAGAGAAGCGGCUGCCGGGACCCGACGAGCUGUUCAGCAGCGUGACUCGCCCAGCCUUUCUCUACAAUCCGCUCAACAAGCAGAUAGACUGGGAGAGGCACGUCGUCAAGGCGCCUGAGGAGCCUCCAAAGGAAUUCAAAAUAUGGAAGUCAAACUAUGUACCACCUCCUGAGACCUACACUACUGAAAAGAAACCUCCGCCUCCAGAGCUGGAUAUGGCUAUAAAAUGGUCUAACAUAUAUGAGGACAAUGGUGAUGAUGCCCCACAGAAUGCUAAGAAAGCUAGGCUUCUACCGGAAGGGGAGGAGACAUUGGAAUCAGAUGAUGAAAAAGAUGAGCAUGCUUCUAAAAAGCGCAAAGUAGAACCAGGAGAACCAGCAAAGAAGAAAAAGUAGAAAACAACAAAUGACCAGAAUUUCUGGACUGCUAAACCUAUUGAAAUAUUUCUUUGGGCAAAUUAAGUUGAUAUUCUGGAUUAUUAUGACACAACAUUUCCAUGAAAAUACAUAUGUUAAUGAAAUCUAAUAGCUAUUGCCUCAAGAACUUUCCACUGUAGAAUUCAUUUUUUAUUUAAAACUUAUAUGUAUUUAAAACUCAAAUGGUGACUUGUGAUUGUGAAAUUGACAACACUUGGAAACAUUCUUGCUAUCACAGAAUUGGUAACAUGCUUUGAGAAUUUUGUCACAUGUUGACAUGCCAAUGUUCUAUGAACCUUUUAUAAAGGAAUAUAUUUUUAACGUAAAUAUAUUGUAAUGUACUGUGAACUUGUAGGGUGCUUUUCAACAGUGUUUGUACAGUGUAAAUAGAUCAUGGAAAUAAAAUUACUUAUUCAAUAUUACUAAUACUGUAUAAUAUUAACAUCUGAAUAUUUGGGACAAGUACCCUCUUUGCCAUGUGAUGUUUUAAGUUGUGAUAAUAAGUAUUACCAUUUAAGGGGUGCCUCCUAUGUUCCAGGUGCUUUGUGCAUAUGUUAUCUCUGAUCCUCAAAUAGCCUAGUAAGGUAGGUAUCAGUAUCCUCAUUUUAUAAUAAAGAGUACUUGAGUAACUUGUC
This is a messenger RNA of Propithecus coquereli (Coquerel's sifaka), 1219 nucleotides long. Its product is annotated as chromosome unknown open reading frame, human C1orf52. The transcript is spliced from 3 exons. The record is from RefSeq and is a predicted model, not a curated record. NCBI's taxonomy places the organism in Eukaryota, Metazoa, Chordata, Mammalia, Primates, Indriidae. Bases 15 to 563 code for a protein of 182 amino acids.